UGCGUAGAUGGAUCGGCGUUGAGCUGAAGGACAUGAACGCAAAGCAGCUCAUCCACAUGAGUAGAGAGUCGGACGACCGAAACACGGAACCAGGUGAAGUCACAGCGGCAUCGGGCAGCAUUAGAGUGUGGUUCCCGGUGUCAGCCCUCCCGCGUUGAAUAAUGCUCUCCACGCCUUCAAAAACUCUAUAGCUCUAUGUUUCCACGCACGCUGACCGUACAUCUGAUGAGUGGUUCAGCCUUUAGUAGACUACCACUACUUCGGUCUGGUGCUUUACUCUGUGUUCGUAAGACAUGGCAACGAGAGGCAGACUUGUGCUGCAGAGGGUGUUGAAGGAACUCAGAGCUCACAGUGUCGGGUACCGGAGCUCUGCUUCGACCUCAGGUCAAGGACUCCUGCUCAGGAGACCUCAGCUCCGACAGCUCAGCUGCUCCCACAGACUCUACCAGACUGGAUCUCCCUCCACAGGCCCCAGCAGUUUGUCAUUCAGGACUCAUACAUGUGGAGAACUGAGGUCACAUCAUGUGGGAGAGAAAGUCACUCUGUGUGGUUGGGUCCAGUACCUCAGACAAGACUUGUUCAUCAUCCUGCGAGAUUAUUGCGGCCUGACGCAAAUUCUAAUUCCUCAGGAAGAAUCUGCAGGUAAUUUGAAAACACUGCUCUGUGAUCUGACAGUCGAGUCUGUUGUCAAGGUUACAGGAACAGUCAAACAACGACCUGCGGGACAGGAUAACAAGGGGAUGCCAACAGGAGAAAUAGAAGUCCUGGCUGAGAACGUGGAGGUUUUCAAUGUGUGCCAGAAGCUGCCCUUUGAGAUUAAAGACUUUGUUAAAAAAUCCGAGACUUUGCGGAUGCAGUAUCGCUACCUAGACCUGAGGUCGUCACAGUUGCAGGAGAACCUCAGACUGAGAUCUCAGUUGGUGAUGAAGAUGAGAGAAUACCUCUGUAAUGUGCACGGUUUUGUUGAUGUGGAAACUCCUACAUUGUUCAAAAGAACACCGGGGGGGGCCAAGGAGUUUGUGGUUCCAUCCAGAGAGCCCGGCCUGUUUUACUCCCUACCCCAGAGUCCACAGCAGUUUAAACAGCUUCUGAUGGUUGCUGGUGUGGACAGGUAUUUCCAGAUUGCACGUUGCUACAGAGAUGAGGGCUCCAAACCAGACAGGCAGCCAGAGUUCACCCAGGUGGACAUAGAGAUGUCUUUCGUGGAGCAGACAGGCAUCAUGUCCCUGGUGGAGGGUUUGCUGCAGUACUCCUGGCCUGCAGAGAAAGGUCCCAUUAAGCUUCCUUUCCAGACUAUGAGAUACGAAGAGGCCAUGAGGGACUAUGGUGUGGACAAACCAGAUACCAGAUUCCACAUGAAGCUCACAGACCUCAGUGAGGUUUUCUCAUCCACGGAAAUUAAAUUCCUCAGGUCAGCUCUGAGCCAGCCAGGAGGCUCCGUUCAGGCCAUCUGCGUCCCCGGUGCAGCAAAACUUUUCACUGGAAAGGAUUUGGAAGAGCUGACACAAACAGCGAAGUCUCAGUUUGGACAGGAUCUGAGUCUGGUUCUGGUCAGAGCAGAUGGAACAUUAAAGUCUCCCCUGAAGAAGCUGCUGUCUGCCUCUGUCACUGAUCAUUUGCUGAAGAGGACUGAAGCCAAACCAGGAGACCUGCUGCUGAUGGCAGCUGGCCCCCUCCAUACUGUGCGCCCAUUGCUAGGUAAACUUCGCCUGAAGUGCGCACAGCUCCUGGAGUCCCGUGGUGUUCCUGUCCGCGACCAGACAGCCUUCCACUUCCUGUGGGUUGUGGACUUCCCUCUCUUCUUGCCUAAAGAAGAUGCACCAGAGGAGCUGGAGUCAGCCCAUCAUCCGUUUACUGCCCCACUGCCCGAGGACACACAAUUACUCUACACAGAGCCACACAGGGUGCGUGGUCAGCACUAUGACCUGGUGUUAAACGGCUGUGAGAUUGGAGGAGGCUCCAUCCGCAUCCACAAGGCCUCAGAGCAGCUUUAUGUCUUGAAGAACAUCCUCAAGGAGGAUCCUAGUCUCCUCUCCCACCUGCUGGAGGCUCUUGAUUCCGGAGCACCACCUCAUGGAGGCAUUGCUCUGGGGUUGGAUCGGCUGGUCUCCAUUAUGGUCGGUGCUCCCAGCAUCCGUGAUGUGAUUGCCUUCCCCAAGUCGUUCCGUGGACACGACCUCAUGAGCCAUGCGCCCGACUCGGUGUCUGAGGAGGACCUCAAGCCUUACCAUAUCUCCAUCAAAUGGUCAACAGAGCAAGGACCAGAAGAGGGCAAGUGAGGAGGGCAAUAAAGGGAUAAAGAAGCAUCAGAGGAAGGGAUGCUGUUUUCCUGUUUUUUUGGAUCAGGAGACAGAAGACGGCCGGCAAGCUGCAUACUGACUGGAGACUUGUCAGCUGGCCAGCAGAGACAUGAAAGAGGACAUACAUGAAGGAGUCUGCAUUUCAGAACCGAUAGUUUGAAGAGAAAGAGAAAAUCACUUAAUAUAUAUAUAUGUAUAUAUAUAUAUAUAUAUAUAUAUAUGAAACAAAAAAGACUGACUACCAAGUCUCAUUGAAAAAACCCUUGUGGUUAGAUUGAUACUGAAAAUUCUUGUGGUUCCUUACAAUAAAGUUUUUCUAUAAAACUUA
Molecule: messenger RNA, 2628 nt
Organism: Mugil cephalus (flathead mullet)
Lineage: Eukaryota; Metazoa; Chordata; Actinopteri; Mugiliformes; Mugilidae
Gene: dars2
Product: aspartyl-tRNA synthetase 2, mitochondrial
Exons: 17
Coding region: 294-2279 (661 amino acids)
Biological process (GO): aspartyl-tRNA aminoacylation
Cellular component (GO): cytoplasm; mitochondrion
Molecular function (GO): nucleic acid binding; ATP binding; aspartate-tRNA ligase activity
Source: RefSeq, a predicted model, not a curated record